CGUGCUCCUGGGAAUAUGUGCCGCCAUGUUAGGUGUCAUUCUCCAGGACAUGCUAGGUGUCAGUCGCCAGGACGGGUCUUCUUCUGAGACUUGGGCUGAAACCGAGGCGUCAUGGGCGCGGGAACUCAGGUCAGACUCCUGCUGUGGAAGAACUGGACCGUUCGCAGGAGACAAACGGUGCGUUUCUUCAUGGAGAUCAUGUGGCCCAUUAUUCUGUUCAUGGGACUGGUGUGGCUGCGAAGAGUGAACCCGCUCUACCGUCAACAUGAAUGUCACUUCCCCAACAAGGCCAUGCCCUCAGCGGGGGUUCUGCCAUGGAUCCAGGGGAUCUUCUGCAAUGCCAACAACCCUUGCUUCCAGUACCCCACCCGCGGUGAAUCACCUGGCUUGGUGUCCAACUACAACAACUCAAUAUUGGCUCGAUUUUACUCCGAUGCCCAGGAGCUUCUUUUUGUUGAUCCGAAGCUUCUCCCUCUGGGACGCCUCUGGAGUGAAGUGAGAGCCAUGAGUAACCUGAUGGACACGCUGCGUACCCGCCCUGAACUGAUCUCAGGCCGUGGAGUACAGGUGGAGUCGAUCCUGAAGGACGACGAGACUCUGACAUCCUUCCUUCUGAGGGACGUUCCUCUAAGCGAGGCUGUGGUCAAUGAGCUUGUCAGUGCCCAGAUCAGGCCAGAACAGUUUGUCUUCGGGGUUCCGGACAUCCACUUAAAGGACAUCGCCUGCAGCUUGAACUUUCUAGAACGGUUCCUGAUUUUCCCGAGCCGCAGGGGACUCCACGCCGUCCGCAAUGCCAUGUGCAGCCUCACCCCCCAGCGGCUGCAGAUCAUAGAGGACAAGUUCUACGCCAACGUGGACAUUGUCAAGCUCUUUCGGGUGCUUCCCCGUGUUGUGGACAAUCACUCUGAGGGCAUCAACAUCCACUUCUGGCUGCAGGUGGUGUCCGCUGCCAGCGACAAACUGCAAGAGUUACUCCGGAGAAGCAGCACCCGGGAACUCCUACAGGUGAUGACACCUCUUUUCCAGAGAGAUCUCUCCUUCAGGCAGGUGAUGGCUGCCGCCUCCAGCCUGGUGUGCGGCUACACCGAGGGAGCCUUCUCCCGCGUGGCCUCCUUCAACUGGUACGAGGACAACAACUACAAAGCUUUCCUGGGCAUCAACGGGGCCAGAAGACGUGGCCCCCAUGUUUACGACAACAGCAGCACUGAGUUCUGCACUGAUCUGAUGAGCGAGCUGGAAUCCAACCCUGCCACCAGGAUCGUGUGGAACUCACUGAAGCCCAUGUUGAUGGGCAAGAUCCUCUACGCCCCCGACUCACCUGCCGUCAGAACCAUCAUAAGAAAUGCCAACUCGACAUUUGAAGAGCUGCGACGGUUAAAGACCAUGGGGAAGGCCUGGGAAGAAGUGGCUCCCCAGAUCUGGGCUUUCUUCCAAGAUGGAGUCCAGGUCAAAAUGAUACGGAACAUUUUGCAGAACCCGUCAUUGAUGGAUUUCAUUGACCGGAGUCUAGAGGAGGCGCCGUUCUCCGCCAAACACAUCCUCAGCUUCCUGCACAACGGACCACCUGGGGACCGACCAGCCGGUAUGCCAGAUUUUGAUUGGCGGGACAUCUUCAACCUAACUGACCGAGUCAUCGGGAUGCUCAAUCAAUAUGGAGACGUGAGUGGACACUAUUUUUUUAAACAUUUCUGUGUCCCUUCACACAUACAGUCGUGGUCAAAAGUGUACAUACACUUGUAAAGAACAUGAUGUCAUGGCUGUCUGGAGUUUUCAAUCAUUUCUACAACUCUUAUUUUUUUUUGUGAUAGAGUGAUUGGAGCACAGCUGCUCCUAAGGGGAGGUGGUCAUAAACAGCUGUUGCACUUGGUUAUAAACAAUUCAAAGAAAAGGUGCCUGGAGCGGUGUCAGGUCCCGCUCCCUCUCCGCUUUGUAGAUCUCGGGUCAAGACAAGGUCUUCCUGCGGCUGUCAAUAGAUCAAAGAAACCGACACCUCCAUGUCGCAUCCCAUCGCACACAGUGGAGUUUUACAAGCCUUUUUGCUUGAUAACAUGAAAGACAGCUUUUGUCUUCUCGCACGUCGAGCUGAAAUCAGGGAAACACAAAGUUGUGUGGUAACUUAUAUACAAUUAUUCAGACACUUUAUUUGUCGCCAUGGAGGCCAGGAUUAGUGAUUUAGAAGAAGCGGAUGGACUUUAGCCGCUAGCUAGCUGGCCAUGUCUUAAAGCACCUCUUCCUGAGGGUGUUUCAGUGUUAUAACUUCACCUUUAUCUUUACUUUUUAAGCCAAAAUGCAUCCAUUCUCACUUUUCUGUCCACACACUGUGUCUGCUUGUAAGUACUCCGUGUGUGCGCGCUGCCGAACAUGCUCUUCUGUUCGUAAAACCAGCAAUGGGUUGGGGAACCGGUACUUUUUAGAGGCGUUAUAGUACCGAUUCAUUAGUACCGCGGUACUAUACUAAUACCGGUAUCCCGUACAACCCUAGUACGGGAUACUAGGGUGUGGACCAC
This is a messenger RNA of Entelurus aequoreus (snake pipefish), 2507 nucleotides long. It is a transcript of the gene abca4a, whose product is annotated as ATP-binding cassette, sub-family A (ABC1), member 4a. The transcript is spliced from 12 exons. The record is from RefSeq and is a predicted model, not a curated record. Bases 112 to 1740 code for a protein of 542 amino acids. NCBI's taxonomy places the organism in Eukaryota, Metazoa, Chordata, Actinopteri, Syngnathiformes, Syngnathidae.